Molecule: messenger RNA, 1062 nt
Organism: Cucurbitaria berberidis CBS 394.84
Lineage: Eukaryota; Fungi; Ascomycota; Dothideomycetes; Pleosporales; Cucurbitariaceae
Product: Sm-like ribonucleoprotein
Exons: 5
Coding region: 36-677 (213 amino acids)
Biological process (GO): mRNA splicing, via spliceosome
Cellular component (GO): cytoplasm; U4/U6 x U5 tri-snRNP complex; U2 snRNP
Molecular function (GO): RNA binding
Source: RefSeq, a predicted model, not a curated record
GAGUUCAAGUCGUCCUCGGACGCGCAACAUCCACCAUGGCUGGCAAUGCGAAUAGACAGGGAAAGAUGCAAAAUCUAAUCAACCACCGCAUGAAAGUCACGCUGCAAGAUGGUAGACAGAUGGUCGGACAGAUGCUCGCUUUCGACAAGCACAUGAACCUCGUUCUCGCCGAUACAGAAGAAUUCAGACGCACUCGACGAAGGGGCAAAGCUGCACCCGGCGCAACCCAGACAGUCACCGAGACCGAAGAGAGACGCGCCAUUGGGCUCACCAUCAUCCGUGGUGCGCACGUCAUCUCGCUAUCAGUAGACGGACCACCUCCAGCAGAUCCCGCUGCGCGACUUGGAGCGCCCUCUGGAGGAGCUACGACGGCUGCGACGCUGGCUGCUGGACCCGGUGUGGCACGACCAGCUGGCCGCGGUCUGCCAGUUGGAUUGACUGGUCCCGCGCCUGGCGUUGGGGGUCCUGGUCCCGGAUUCGGAGGAGGAUUCCCAGGCGCACCAGGAGGCUUCGGUGGCCCACCUGGGUUCCCAGGUCGUGGCGGCCCACCAGGAGGUGGCCCACCUGGCUUCGCUCCCCCUGGCGGACCUCCAGGCUUUGCAGGCCCUCCAGGCUUUGGUGGACCACCUGGCUUCAACCCUGGCCGUGGCGGCCCUCCUGGCUUUGGUGGCAGAUAGACGAAGAUGAACGACGCAAUAGUCAUUAUUAGGACUUUUCCGGAGUAAAUGCGACGAUUUGGCGAACAGGACUAGAAGAGAUAAAUCGACUUCAACUCAGAUGGCUUGUACAGAAGUGUAUGAAAGCCAAUAGGCCCAUCGUCAAAACGGGCUUGUACGAAUUUCAAACUGAGAGCUUGCGCUAUCCUUCAACUCUGCAAGUGGCCACGGGCAGGACGAGAGAUAUCAGACUCAAAAGCGUGCACGUGGAAGGGGUGCAAUCGGACGGCGUAUACCAGUGGCUUGACAGCCGCAAUCAGAACGAUUUACAACAUCUCCAGAAUUCUGUAGCAUUUAAAUUUACCUCUUGAGCCGUUCAAACUUGUACACAUGAUUUGCUGUCCAC